Molecule: messenger RNA, 203 nt
Organism: Entrophospora candida
Lineage: Eukaryota; Fungi; Glomeromycota; Glomeromycetes; Entrophosporales; Entrophosporaceae
Source: the annotation of a GenBank genome assembly
AAAACUCUCGUUUUGGAUCUUGAUAAAACAAUAAUUUUUGCUACUAGAAAAAAAAAGCUAGCACCAGAAUCUUUCACAAUCACUUCCACUACUUAUUGGAAUUCUACCGAAAUAAAUGAAAUUUAUUACGUUUAUAAAAGACCUUAUCUUGAUUUGUUUUUAGAAAAAACUAGUGAAUGGUUUAAUAUUGUGGUAUUUACAGC